CAUCUUAUUUGUUGUCUAAUACUUGGACUGGAGCGAAAGGAAAUGGAUCUCCACGAGUAAAAAAGAAUCACCGUGGCCACCGUUCAGUUGUGCGCAUUACGCGUGAAUUGUCAGAACAGCCCUCUCCAUCGUCUGUCAGAGCGCCUGUCAGAGCACCGUGGCUGCCCGUCCGUCCGUUAAUGUGUCCCUCCCACUGAUCUUUUGCAGAUUGUAAUCUUAUCAGUGUCAAACCGUAGAUGCCCUCUCCUCUCGGACAUACCCUGCACGUCUUUGGAUGGCGUUCGUCCCCAAAAUUUGGAUGAAAAACGUUUGUUUUUAAGAAAACUUUUAUCAGCGACCGGAUUAGCUGCAUUUACAUGCGCGUUUGAAUGUGUGAUAAAAUGAACAUUGGUCACUGGUUUUGAAAAUCUCGACCAAAACAAGACAUGGAAUCUAAGUGCAAAGAAAGAAGUCUUUUGUAUCUACUUUUCUUUGCAAUUUGCACAGCCAACGUUUGCUUUUGUGCAAGAAGAUCAAAUGCUCGAAGGUCUGAUCGCCUGAGUCCUCCAUUAGACAUCCAGCUGGAGACAAUCAACUGCACUGCCUUCAGUGUACGAUGGAAGAUGCCCCGGAGACAUGUUAGCACCAUCACUGGAUAUAAGGUUUUCUACACAGAGAUGAAGAAUGGCCGUACAGUAGGGACCGCGUCUAUAAUGGAGGUCCCGCUCAGCUUGGACAUGCUGACUACUGGACAAUUUGAUGGACAAGCAAGCUUUGAUGUGGACAUCAGUAACCUGAAGGUGAACACUAAAUACAGAGUCAGUGUUGGAGCAUAUGGCUGGGCAGGGGAGGGAAGACCCAGCAUGCCCAGAGACAUCAGCACUGCUUCACAGGAAAUGUGCAUGCCUCCUUCACCCCCCUCCCAGCCCACUGUCAUGGCCGUAUCCGACACAGAGCUGGCGCUAUCAUGGCAGCAAGGCGAGAGCGACGGAAGCGCACCUGUUCUUCACUUCCUGGUGGCUUACAUCAGGCCAGAAAUGGACACAGAGUGGACAUAUAUUCGUGAGCCCAUUGAGACUAACUCCAUGGUUCUCAAAGGGUUACUUCCAGAAACAGAGUACCAGUUUGUUGUCAGGGCGGUCAACAAACACGGAGUUAGCCCACCCAGUCCUAUCAACAACCCCGUGCGCACGCUCGCUUCUUAUGGCAGACUUCUGAACGGAGGAGACACUUUUCAGUAUGUGGUGCAGCAGCCUCGGUACAGACUAACAGGUGCAUCAGAUGUUGGCAGCGGUGAUUAUGGGAGUUACAUCACAGAUCCUGGGGUCAAAGAUGAAGAUGGCUUUGACAUUGAUGACUCUGAUUAUGAUAUCUUCAUUGAAGAGUUGAAGCCAUUUCCGGGUAUAAGUCAGGACAACAGGAAGUCCCAACUGCGUUCACACUCCGGUCCCCCAUCUGGUCGAAAUGUUGUUUACCGUAUGAACACCAUGACUCCUCCAAAUGUUACAGUUGCACCAGUUUCCACCACCACAUCAUCCAUCUUUUCAGAGUUUACAGAUCUGCUUUUCCCAGUCACUUCACAGCCCAGUAGCACUCUUGAGACCAAAACUACUGCCCCACUCACCCCUACCAGCAUCCCUUUGUCGACCACCACUUCUACUACGACCACGUCCCCCUGGAAAGGUGAGGUACCUCGUGUGUACGACCUGAGCUGUGAUGAUACUGUGUGUCCGCCCGACAGCUUCUGUCUCACUGAUUACGAAAGCGGCGGUUCGCGCUGCCACUGCAACCUUGGACGAAGAGGGGACACAUGCUCUGAGGCGUUAUCAGUGAAGUUUCCCAGAUUCCAUGGCCACUCUCACAUGACCUUUGAACCCUUAAAAAACUCUUAUCAAACCUUUCAGAUUACUUUGGAGUUUAAGGCAGACUCUGAGGAUGGGUUGCUGCUGUACUGUGGAGAGAAUGAACAUGGCCGUGGAGACUUUACUUCUUUGGCUUUGGUUCGGGGGAAGCUUCAUUACAGGUUUAACUGUGGUACAGGAGCAGCUCAGAUAGUCAGUGAGAGCCGCAUUGUUCUUGGUCAGUGGCACACAGUAACUGUCUUCAGAGAUGGCAUGAGUGGCUGGCUCCGUAUGGACAACGACACACCCAUAUCCGGACGAUCACAGGGUCAGUAUAGUAAGAUCACCUUCCGCUCCCCAUUACAUGUGGGUGGAUCUCCAAGUGCUUACUGGCUGGUCAAAGCGACAGGGACAAAUCGUGGCUUUGUUGGCUGCAUGCAGAGUCUGACCAUCAACAAUAAGGCUACAGACAUCAGGCCCUGGCCCCUGGGCAGAGCUCUGAGUGGAGCUGAUAUAGGUGAGUGCAGUGACAAUGUGUGUGACCUGGUCAGCUGCGCCAAUGGCGGAGUCUGCUUUGCAAAUCGUGCUGAUGGCUACAUCUGCCUGUGCCCACUUGGCUUCAGAGGAGCACUUUGUGAAGAGAGUUUCUCACUGUCCUCGCCACUCUUCAAUGAAACAGUGUUUUCAUAUGCCGUCAUCCCAUGGCCUCAGUCCUCACAGAGUUACCUGUCCUUCACUGAGUUUGAGGUGACGUUUCAGCCGUCAGCCCCUGAUGGAGUGCUGCUGUACAGUGAUGACGCAGGGAGCGGGGACUUCCUUGCUAUAAACCUGGUGGACAGAUAUGUAGAGUUCAGAUUUGACUGUGGCUCUGGAGGAGCUUUCAUAAGGAGUGAGGAGCAGAUCAGUUUGGACUCAUGGCAUGAGCUAAGAGUAUCACGUACAGCAAAGAGUGGCAUCCUCCAGGUGGACAGCCAAAGACCUAUGGAGGGGAUUGCUGAGGGAGCUUUCACUCAGAUCAACUGCAGCUCACCUCUCUAUAUUGGCGGCGUGCCAGAGUACGAUAAAACCAAGAGGACAGCAGGUGUAAUAAAACCCUUCACUGGCAUUAUUCAGAAGCUAAUACUGAAUGAUCGUACCAUCCCCAUAACAACUGCAACUGCUGGUGGAGUUAAUGUAGCCAAUUCUGCACACCCAUGUGUGGAAAGUCCAUGUGCCAAUGGAGGAUCCUGCAGGCCAAAGUGGGAUGGAUAUGAGUGUGACUGCCCUCUAGGGUACGACGGGAGGCAUUGCCAGAAAGAGUGUGGGAAUUACUGUUUGAACACUGUUACUGAAGCCAUAGAGAUUCCACAGUUCAUCGGAAGAAGUUACCUGACCUACGACAACAGAGAUAUCCUUAAAAGAGUAUCUGGGUCCAGAACCAGCCUUUUCAUGCGCUUUAAGAGCACAGCUAAAGACGGGUUGUUGCUCUGGCGAGGAGACAGUCCAAUGAGACCCAACAGUGACUUCCUUUCUAUGGGUCUUCAAGAUGGCGCUCUCAUCUUCAGUUACAACCUGGGCAGUGGUGUAGCCAACAUUGUCAUCAAUGGGACCUUUAGCGAUGGAAAGUGGCACAGAGUCAAAGCUGUGAGAGAUGGCCAGUCAGGAAAGCUGACUGUAGAUGACUACGGGGCAAAGACAGGCAGGGCGCCCGGUAAAAUGAGACAACUUAAUAUCAAUGGACCCUUAUAUGUUGGUGGCAUGAAGGAGAUAGCGCUUCACACAAACAGACAGUACAUUGGAGGCUUGGUGGGCUGUGUGUCCCACUUCACACUGUCCACGGACUAUCACUUAGCGCUGGUGGAGGAGGCUGCUGACGGCAAGAACAUCAACACCUGUUCCAACUAGUGAAUGACUUCGGCAGAUUAAGAUUUUCAGCACUAUUUCCAACCGAACCAUCUGAUUUGUCAUCUUAAAGCUUACAUACCAGCAACAAAUCAGUAAAAACUUAAAUUAUAA
Messenger RNA from Pelmatolapia mariae (spotted tilapia), 3815 nucleotides. RefSeq names its product pikachurin. The transcript is spliced from 26 exons. The record is from RefSeq and is a predicted model, not a curated record. NCBI's taxonomy places the organism in Eukaryota, Metazoa, Chordata, Actinopteri, Cichliformes, Cichlidae. The coding region runs from base 426 to 3704 and encodes 1092 amino acids. Gene Ontology annotation, molecular function: protein binding; calcium ion binding.